GUAAACAAUAACAAUGGCCUCUGGUUCCCCGUCGUCCUCCCCGGACACUGCGACGGGCUCCGGCACGGAUCCAGCCAGACCCGAUACUGGGGAGCCUCUUGGUGGAGCAGGUUCGGACUCUGAUUCGGACUUGGGUUUGAGUAAGUUCGACUGUAGUGCAAUGGAGAUGGGGGACCAGUUGGAUGGAGAGGAGCUGGAGCUGGAGUUUGAGUCCGCAGCCGAUCGUGUGAAGGAUCUGAUACAAACAGCCAGCCGGGACCAGCUGCUGUACCUGUACGCCCGCUACAAACAGGUCAAAGUGGGAAAGUGCAAUACAUCAAAGCCUGGCUUCUUUGAUUUUGAAGGACAGCGGAAAUGGCAAGCCUGGAAGCAGCUCGGAGACAUGGAGCCGCAGCAAGCAAUGCAAGAAUACAUUUCCCUUGUCAACAUGUUAGAUCCCGAGGGUGCCACAAAGCAACGACGAGGAGCAGAAAGGAGAACAGGGUUCGGAGGAGCAGCAGUCAGCUCUCUAUACCAGGAGGAGAUGAUAAGGGAAGAGGACAAGAACAUCUUUGACUACUGCAGAGAAAAUAACAUCGAACACAUCAGGAAUGCCAUCAGUUCUCAGAAAGUGGAUGUCAAUAGCAAAGAUGAAGAGGGCCGGGCUCUCCUGCACUGGGCCUGUGACAGAGGACACAAGGAGCUGGUAUCUGUGUUACUGCAGCACAAAGCAGACAUCAACAGUCAGGAUAAUGAAGGACAGACUGCGCUACAUUAUGCUUCUGCCUGCGAGUUUGCUGACAUUGUAGAGCUCCUCCUCAACAGCGGAGCCGACCCGUCCAUCAAAGACAUGGAGGGCUCUCUUCCUGAGGAGGUCACUGAAUCCAGCGCCAUUUCCUCCCUCCUGCGCCAGUACACCGCUCCGAAAGGCUAGAUGAAUCCCUUCAUAGUACUAUCUAAGUCUUCUCUCGUUUCUUCUCCACUCAUUUGUCCGGCAUUCCCAUUAUUCGUCCUUGACCCUUGGAGAGACUCUCUUUAGGCUCUGCGGUUUGUAGGCCAGGAAUGCAGAUAUUUUGUUUUGUCUUUCUUUAGUUUUCAAGUUCUGAAGGUGAGUCUGACAUCAGGUUCAGCUCUUCUGGAGUUCAUCUGUGAACAUACAUGUCCCAUUUGAUAAGAUAAAAAAUAAAGGGCAUCGCAUGUAUUUUCAGUUCUUUGUUAAACUGUAUAUUGAUUGUACAGUAAAGCUGCAUAACAUGAUGGUUACUGCAAGACAGUAAAGAUCUGUUGAAAAUAAUUUUGAUGUACUAAGGAAAGUAUUCAUAUAAUACCUCUUGAUAAACAUGCAUCUAUGUGGACUGUAUGACAAAUUAAUAAACUGGAUACCAUCCUGGAAACAUU
This is a messenger RNA of Girardinichthys multiradiatus, 1377 nucleotides long. RefSeq names its product acyl-CoA binding domain containing 6 (gene acbd6). NCBI's taxonomy places the organism in Eukaryota, Metazoa, Chordata, Actinopteri, Cyprinodontiformes, Goodeidae. Bases 14 to 913 code for a protein of 299 amino acids. The record is from RefSeq and is a predicted model, not a curated record. The transcript is spliced from 8 exons. Gene Ontology annotation, molecular function: fatty-acyl-CoA binding; protein binding.